Gastrolobium bilobum is the source of this 1263-nucleotide messenger RNA. RefSeq lists its product as uncharacterized. Gene Ontology annotation, molecular function: nucleic acid binding; RNA-DNA hybrid ribonuclease activity. The transcript has a single exon. NCBI's taxonomy places the organism in Eukaryota, Viridiplantae, Streptophyta, Magnoliopsida, Fabales, Fabaceae. The record is from RefSeq and is a predicted model, not a curated record. The coding region runs from base 1 to 1263 and encodes 420 amino acids.
AUGGCGCUCUCUUGCCCACCGGUACUUGCCAAACCAGACAAUGGAGAAAUGUCGUAUUUGUAUCUCGCCGUAGGUACCGAGGCGAUCAGUGCAGCCCUUGUCAAAGAAUCAAAAGAAGGACGAAAGCCUGUCUAUUUCAUUAGCAAGGUUCUACAAGGAGCAGAGCUUCGAUACCAACAGGUGGAAAAGGUAGCUUUAACGCUUAUCUUUGUCGCGCGGCGAUUAAGACCGUACUUCCAGUGCCAUCCAAUCACCGUCAGGACCAACCAACCAAUUCGCCAAGUCCUGCACAAACCUGACUUGGCUGGAAGGAUGAUGUCUUGGGCGAUCGAGCUGUCCGAGUAUCAAAUCACCUAUGAGCCUAGAACCGCCAUCAAGGCUCAAGCACUCACUAACUUCAUUGCAGAAAUGACACAACUUUCCCCGCCCAAGAACCAAGCCAUGAUAACGCCGUUAUCAGAAGUGUGGAAACUAUACGUAGAUGGCUCGUCAAACGCCAAAGGCUCCGGUGCAGGGAUGAUAAUAGAAAAUCCGGAUGGCGUGGCUGUCGAACAUUCUUUGUCAUUUGAUUUCAACACCACAAAUAACCAGGCAGAAUAUGAGGCCAUGAUAGCUGGUCUGAUCCAAGCAAAGGAAAUGGGGGCCGAACGCCUCAAAGUCUUUAGUGACUCCCAACUGGUGACAUUUCAGAUCUCUGGCGAGUACCAAGCCAAAGGACCACUGAUGUGCAAAUACUUAGAAAAAGUCAGAGAGCUAAUUGGAGGUUUUGAAAGUGUUGAGGUAGAACAUAUCUGGCGUACUGAAAACACCCGGGCGGACGUUCUUUCCAAGCUGGCAAGCACUAAAAGCCCAGGAAACAACCGUUCUAUAGUCCAGCAGAGUAUGCCAAACCCAUGCAUAGUCAUGAGUAUCUCAGAGGCAGCCCCUGAAGCCACUGAAGAAACCUGGAUCACGCCCAUUGUCAAUUAUUUAGCUGAAGGGGUCGUGCCUCUCGACCAAAAAGAUGCUAGAAAGAUAAUUCGCAGAAGCGCCCACUUCUGCAUAGUACAAGGGCGGUUGUACAAGCAACGACUUUCAACCCCACUCCUGAAAUGUUUAAAUCCCACUGAUGUUCCAUACGUGUUAGAAGAAAUCCAUGAAGGAAUCAACGACCAUCACAUGGGCGGUCACUCACUAGCAAAGAAGGCGUUGAGAGCUGGAUUUUAUUGGCCAACCAUGGAACGUGACGCCUAUGAACACGUCAAAAAGUGUGAAAAAUGUUAG